Macroventuria anomochaeta is the source of this 297-nucleotide messenger RNA. RefSeq lists its product as uncharacterized. The record is from RefSeq and is a predicted model, not a curated record. NCBI's taxonomy places the organism in Eukaryota, Fungi, Ascomycota, Dothideomycetes, Pleosporales, Didymellaceae. The transcript is spliced from 2 exons. The annotation marks the transcript as partial.
AACAUGGCAAACGUGUGGACGCAGAUGGGCUAUGUGCCUCCACACGGGCAGUGCAACUUCAAGCAAUCGAUUGUAUCCCCGCGAUGCCCUUGUCUGCGCUUUAUGCUGCACCCUCUGAAGUCUUCAUCAUCAUACGAAUGCGACGGCUGCAAUCACCACGCAUCUUUUCACUCGAUGGAAAACAAGGCCGAAGACGAAAUACGCAAGAAGUGGGAGCAGGAGGCCAAGGACAAGGUCGAACGCGAGGAAGAGACAGCGCAACGGCCUAAAAAGCGCCCACGUGCAAUUGAGUAUCGC